AUGGCAGUGGUCCCAACAUCGAGAAAGCGCAGCAGGCGUGUCAGUCUGGCAUUCAAAGUUCUCAAGAAGCGCAACACCUAUGCCAAUGGCGCGAGCUUCAAACCCGCGCACAGCACCAAGCGGCGUUCCAACGUGCACAACACCACUCGCGACUACACCCACGGCAAGCUCACUCGCGGGGUCACAACUGCAAUGAGCCGCAAUGCUGUUCUCAACACCCAAGAGCUGCAGGAGUUGAUUCUGUCCCACCUUCCCAGCAAGGACCUGCUCACGUUCCGAGGAGUCAGCAAGCACUGGAACGGUCUCAUUACGAAAUCCCCCGAGCUCAAGAAGAAGCUGUUCCUCUUCGGCAAAGCCAACGGCAGCUUCUGGUUCCUCAACGCGAAAUCUGGGAAAAUCGAAGCCUACAGCAAGUACGAGAAGAAGACAGUCUCUGGUAACCUCACUGAGCACCACGAGCCUCUCGCGCCGGCACAGCUCAACACGGACCUCUUCAUCAACGUCUCGGCCAAACGCUCUCUGAUCCAUCGUGCGUACUACCGAGAGGACAUCGUCUUCAAAGCGACGCCGGACCUCAGCAAGCACGACUCGAUCUUCAACCGCAUGCACGUCUGCCAGCCACCAGUCUCCCACGUAAAUUUCAAGUUCGUCUUCAGUUCGCAGCCGUUCAAGCGCUACCGCCGCGUGCACGACUUCAUCCACGAGAUCCGAGCCGAAGUAUUCAACACCCGCGGCGUCAAGUAUGGCGACAUCUUGCGCAAGUUCCGCUCCGAAGUCAAGGCACAGCUUCUCGUUACGGACGCCGAGGUCGACAAGUACGCCAUUUCGAUCGUUGCGAGUAGGGUGUGGGUCCCGGUGAGGAUUUUCGUCACUGAUAAGGAGUUCGAGGCUGUUGAGUCGGGUGUGUAUGAGCCGAGUCAGACUGAUAUGUUGGAGUUGUAG
Messenger RNA from Saxophila tyrrhenica, 942 nucleotides. RefSeq lists its product as uncharacterized. The record is from RefSeq and is a predicted model, not a curated record. Gene Ontology annotation, molecular function: protein binding. The transcript is spliced from 4 exons. Bases 1 to 942 code for a protein of 313 amino acids. NCBI's taxonomy places the organism in Eukaryota, Fungi, Ascomycota, Dothideomycetes, Mycosphaerellales, Extremaceae.